Molecule: messenger RNA, 2183 nt
Organism: Cylicocyclus nassatus
Lineage: Eukaryota; Metazoa; Nematoda; Chromadorea; Rhabditida; Strongylidae
Source: the annotation of a GenBank genome assembly
UGCUCCUUGAGUACGGUAAUGAUUAACAGUUAAAGCAGCGAAGCCGAAAUAAUUACGGGGGCCUACAAAUGCACUUCUGAUGUCUCCGUGUUACGACAGCUGCUACUUUGAAAAUUACGACUACCCCACGGAGAGGCAGAAGGAGUCACCAUACGGAACAUAUCGAAGCAACGAAACAUCGCCAUACAACAGCACCUCCGCCUACUCGAGCUCACCGUCCAGAGAUUUAGACUUUUGGGAGCAGAUGGAAGGAAGCGGAGGAGAUCAACAAGAUUACAUGGCUGCUGGUCCAUCCGGACUACAAUCCACGUCUCAUCACUGUCCGCCAGGGACUCGAAAAACAUCAACGGAAAUAGACGAGGAUAUCGAACUGAAUACGCUAUUCCAGCGAAUCCAGGAACAAAGCAGCCGUUUUGAGAGCACCAGUGGAGAGGCGAGAGCUCAGGGCACAUCAGGAAUGGAUCUGAACACGGAACUGCAAAUCAAAACGGAACCCUACAAUCCUUUGGCACCAAGUUCAGCGUUCCUCCACCCGUCUAUAAUGGGCAUACCUUGCGAGUUUAUGCCUCCGCAACCUGGACCAUUUGGACAGCAGCCAAAUCCAUUUGCGCCUCAAGCGCUAUUUUAUGGACAACAACCACAAUUCAGCCAAGCCGUAGCGGAUACAAGGCGAGGAAGUCAUGGAACGACCAGCAUGUUACCGCAACCAUUCGACUUUCCGACUGCUUCUACAGCAGCCGCAGCUUCUGUAGACGAAGAUGCUGAGAAGGUGUGCGCAGUUUGUGGUGAUCGUGCUGUUUGCUUUCACUACGGUGCUAGAACUUGCGAAGGCUGCAAAGGAUUCUUCAAGCGCACGGUACAGAAAGCCUCGAAGUAUGCAUGUGCUGGAAAUCGCAACUGUCCUAUAGAGAAACGCUACCGCUCCAGAUGUCAAGCGUGCCGGUUUCAGAAGUGCCUCAGUGUUGGCAUGGUGAAGGAAAUUGUUCGACACGGCUCUUUGUCUGGACGACGUGGUCGGCUGUCGUCGAAAACGAAAUGUCAUCGAGGUGACGAACAGCCAAGCCCACCAUUGCCGCUUCUGGCUUUGAUCGUCAGAGCACAUGACGCUUACAAGUCCACGCCAGCGCCUGUUCGAUAUUCCAACCUAACGUCAGAACAUGUGGUCAGUCUUUUGGAGAAAGAAUAUCAAACCAUCCAGAUGUUCGUAUCCAGUAUGCCGCAUAUUGACGAGAUCGCAGAAACUGAUAUUCCAAAACUGCUUUCUCGAACAGUCUUUGCUAUGAUGGCAGUGAGACACUGCUACCGCAUGGUAGAAGCAGAGCUGAUAUUUGAAUGUGGUUCACGAGUUCCACUAUCGGGACUUCCACCACCAUUUGUUGCGUUUUUUCGACGGGUGAUCGAAAAAGCGCCGGCAUUUAAGACUGUAGUUGACUGGGAACCGCAAUCGUAUUGUGCGCUUCAGGCUAUGCAGUUUUUCUCAGGUAACACAGACAACAAUCUGCUUGAUUUGCAUAGCAAAGCAGCCGCUGAUCAUGUUCAAAGCAAAAUCGUUAAUGCUUUGAAAGAUCACUGCAGUACCGCCCAACCGAACAAAUUGGCCAGGAUUGUUGAACAGGUCUACGCCUUCGACGAGUUUCACAUGCUAGGAGCCGAAAUGGUAGAAUGCUGUCUCGUUCACCACAUCAACUUACCACCGUGUCUCGUUCGCGUCACGGAGGUUCCGAGAGCCCCACUACGAAGUACAGAUCCCGUCCAACCACAGCUUCUACUUCCUCAGGGCAGUUCACAUUUCGCACCACUUACUCAUGCCUAUUGACGGUCAAAUGGUGAUGUCAACUCUUGAUCGGAUUAUAUUCAUUACUUGGUGCCAUUCACGAGAUUGUAUGAUGUCAUGACUGACGUCCAAUUUUCGUUGUUAACUCAGUGUAUACUAUGUGUAUAUGAGGUUUGUAUGUCGUUCUUGCUUUUCAGUCCUUCCUGUUUACAAGCUUUUUUCUCAUCACUGCAUAAUUUCUCAAUGUGCAACUAUCAAGGCAGGCAAAGAAAUAUCGGGCCCACUUAGUUUUAAUUCUAGGGUAAUGUUACCCCGUAGUUCGUAAAAUCAAUCAACUCCGGUUAUAUCUUUGAAUCGUUUUCAUCAUCGGCGUACCUCUGUCAGGGCCCGCUGCAAUCACAGCCGUCCA